This is a messenger RNA of Terrapene triunguis (Three-toed box turtle), 321 nucleotides long. Its product is annotated as adhesion G protein-coupled receptor E1-like. The record is from RefSeq and is a predicted model, not a curated record. Lineage: Eukaryota; Metazoa; Chordata; Testudines; Emydidae. The transcript is spliced from 3 exons. Gene Ontology annotation, biological process: adenylate cyclase-activating G protein-coupled receptor signaling pathway. Gene Ontology annotation, molecular function: G protein-coupled receptor activity. Bases 82 to 306 code for a protein of 74 amino acids.
CUGACUUUUAAAGCUAUCGCCCAGCUAUUCAUUCUGAGCUGCACGUGGAGUCUUGGUUUCUUCCAAGUUGGCUCAGCAAAAAUGGUCAUGGCGUAUUUAUUCACCAUUGUCAACAGCCUGCAGGGAGCCUUCAUCUUCCUGGUGCAUUGUCUCCUCAAUCGCCAGGUGAGAGAGGAGUACAGGAGAUGGAUUAAAGGCACAAGAAAAACCAGCCCCACAACUCAAAAUUUUACUCUGUUCGUGUCCACUGUCACUACCAGCACCAAGAUGGUGAGUUGGGGAGAGCCCUCCACUUCAUCUCUGUGAAACAAUCACCUCUCC